AUGAACUGGACUGAACUGUCCGAACUAUCCGAACUGUCCGAACUAUCCGAACUGUCCGAACUGUCCGAACUGUCCGAACUGACUGAACUGUCCGAACUGACUGAACUGUCCGAACUGACUGAACUAUGGCUGAUUGGCUGGACUAGCUGGCUGGCUGCUGGCUGGCUAAACUGA
Pseudovirgaria hyperparasitica is the source of this 174-nucleotide messenger RNA. RefSeq lists its product as uncharacterized. The transcript is spliced from 2 exons. NCBI's taxonomy places the organism in Eukaryota, Fungi, Ascomycota, Dothideomycetes, Acrospermales, Acrospermaceae. The record is from RefSeq and is a predicted model, not a curated record. Bases 1 to 174 code for a protein of 57 amino acids.